CACACAGAAACCAAAAAUGGUGAACACCGUGACACUCUACAAGUCCUUACUCCAAACCCUCAUGAAACUCGCCGGAGUUGAGCCAAGAAAAGUGGAGAUCGAGCCAGGAACGGUCAUGAACUUCUGGGUCCCCACCAAACCCAAAACUGAAGAGAUUAUUCAGAAGCCCAGUGUGGUCUUUGUUCAUGGCUUCGGUGCAGAUGGAAUUCUAACGUGGAUGUUUCAAGUGUUCAAUCUGACAAGCCAUUAUUCAGUCUACGUGCCGGACCUGCUCUUCUUCGGCGGCUCCACCACCUCCGCCAGGAACAGAUCGCUGAGGUUCCAGACGGAGUGUCUGGCAACUGGGUUGAGGAAGCUUGGGGUGGAGAGGUGUGUGGUGGUGGGGUUGAGCUACGGAGGCAUGAUUGGGUUCAAGAUGGCUGAACUGUACCCAGAUUUGGUGGAGUCAAUGGUGGUGAGCGGGUCGGUGGAGGCCUUGACGGAGUCGCUCAGCAGUACGAGGCUGAAGGGACUUGGGCAGAAGCGGUGGUCUGAUUUUUUGCUGCCCACCACCGCGGAGGGUGUGAAGGAGCUGUUCAGAGUUGCUACUCACUGGUUACCGCCAUGGAUUCCCAAUCGGAUUUUCAAGGACUACUUUGAGGUGAUGUUUAGCCACAGAAAGGAGAGGGAAGAACUCCUGGAGGCUAUGAUAAUCAAGGACGAGGACUUCACUCCACAUCACUACCAUCAGAGGAUAUUUUUUGUGUGGGGUGAUGAUGACAAGAUAUUCCACUUGGAAAUUGCCCACAAGUUAACAGAACAAUUGGGAGAGAAAGCGAAACUGCAAUACAUAGAGAAGGCAGGCCACCUAGCUCAAUUAGAGAGGCCUUGUGUAUACAACGCGCACCUCAAGCAGAUUCUAGCCUCUUUAACAACAGAUAAGCAGUUGUAAUAACAAUUCAUAAUGCACUGGGAUUUUGUAUCAUCACUAUUCACUAUAUCUCUGUUUUGAGUUGUACUUUUUAUAUCUAUUUUUAUUAAGUUCUUCCUAUCAUCAAUCAAAAGGUGUCAGAAGCAUAUUUUUAA
Messenger RNA from Vitis riparia (riverbank grape), 1065 nucleotides. RefSeq names its product putative aminoacrylate hydrolase RutD. Bases 17 to 931 code for a protein of 304 amino acids. The transcript is spliced from 4 exons. NCBI's taxonomy places the organism in Eukaryota, Viridiplantae, Streptophyta, Magnoliopsida, Vitales, Vitaceae. The record is from RefSeq and is a predicted model, not a curated record. Gene Ontology annotation, molecular function: catalytic activity.